Cottoperca gobio is the source of this 3404-nucleotide messenger RNA. It is a transcript of the gene septin9a, whose product is annotated as septin 9a. Gene Ontology annotation, molecular function: GTP binding. The record is from RefSeq and is a predicted model, not a curated record. The coding region runs from base 261 to 2144 and encodes 627 amino acids. Lineage: Eukaryota; Metazoa; Chordata; Actinopteri; Perciformes; Bovichtidae. The transcript has 11 exons.
GCUGUGGAAGUUGAGAAGGAGGAGAAGAGAAAAAUAAGUUUCUGCUUUAGGAAAGAGAGGAGAGAUAGAAAGGGGGUUUGGAUCUGUGAGCUUCUCAACUUCUUUUCUCCCCUCCUCUCUCUUGCACGGGCUCCUAAUUUGGGAUUUGUUUAAAGGAGGACUGCGCCUCAGGAAGACUUUUCCUUGCUGGGGAAAGGGAACCCUGCUUCCUCUCUCUCUCGCAUUAUACACAACAACACAUACGCACUUGCUUUUCAAAAAUGUCUGAUUCUGCUGUCAACGCUCACUUGGAAGGGAUCAUAUCAGACUUUGAAGCGCUGAAACGGUCGUUUGAGGUGGAGGAGACAGAUUCAUCCACAAACCCUUCGCCCCUGUCUCGUCGGAACACCAACCCCCUCCGCUCGUCCACCUCCUCUACAUCUAGCCAGCGGAGCUAUGACCUGAGCUCCCGUAGCUCUGAGUACUCCUCUUCCAGAUCCUCCCCAUCCGAGUCCUCCAAUCCACGUUCCCCAAAGACCGGCAUGAGACGCAUUGAGUUAUCAGGGGGUCGUAAUCCUGACGCAGCCUCAUCCCGCCGCACAGAAAUGUCCAUUGAGGUCUCCUCUAAGCAGGUUGACAACUCAACCAGUGCUGGCAUCGCCCGCUUUGGCCUCAAGCGACCUGAGGUCAGUCUGAGCAAUAGAAGUACUCCCCUGGACAGCUCCUCCAACUCCACCUCCACAAACAGGCGGGCAGAGCUCAGCAUUACAAGGCCCCAUGAGCCCCCCGCCCCUCCCAAGAGGAUGGAUGCCCAGCUGUCCUCGCCCCCGGUCUCAAGGAUCCCUGAGCCCCCUCAGAGAAGAGCUGAGCCCCCAUCUCCGAUCAUCAGCCCAGUUGAGGCGGCCUCCAGGCGGCCAGAGAUGCCGGUCUUCAGACAGCCGGACGAUUUGGUGCCAAGCAGUGCAGUGGAGAACAACCACCCGCCUCCUGCACCUAGUGCUCCCCUGCCCUCCCUGGCAGAGCCACGGGUGGAGAGGGUGGAGAGGGUGGAGAGGGUGCAGUCCCCUGUCACAGAGCCACCCCCGGCUCGACCAACAGAAAGGCCAGAGGUGAUUCCCAGCUACAGCAGCAGUACCAUGUCUGAGGCGGUGAUGGCUGAUGCCAUGGUGUCCCCAGCAGUGGGUGGCCCGUACGUGGAGAAGGCGGGUGGCCCCGUGGUAGACUUCAGUUACGUGGGCAUUGACGCCAUUCUGGAGCAGAUGAGGAGGAAGGCCAUGAAGCAGGGUUUUGAGCUCAACAUAAUGGUUGUGGGACAGAGUGGCCUGGGAAAGUCUACUCUGAUGAACACGCUGUUCAAGUCUAAAGUCAGCCGUAAGUCAGUGCUGGCUACAGGCCAGGAGAAGAUCCCCAAAACAAUUGAAAUUAAGUCCAUCAGUCAUGACAUCGAGGAGAAGGGAGUGAGAAUGAAGCUGACAGUCAUUGACACACCAGGCUUUGGAGACCAGAUCAAUAAUGAGAACUGCUGGCAGCCCAUCAUGAAAUUCAUUAAUGACCAGUACGAGGCGUACCUGCAGGAGGAGAUCAACAUCAACAGGAAGAAAAGGAUUCCAGACUCCAGAGUCCACUGCUGCAUAUAUUUUAUUCCCCCGACCGGACACUGUCUGCGGCCUCUUGAUGUAGAAUUCAUGAGACGUCUCAGUAAGGUGGUCAACAUUGUCCCGGUCAUUGCCAAGGCGGAUACACUCACCCUGGAGGAGAGGGACUUCUUCAAAAAGAAGAUCCGGGAAGAGCUGCGAGCCAACGGGAUUGACGUGUACCCGCAGAAAGAAUUUGACGAGGAUGCCGAGGACAGAAUGAUCAAUGAGAAGAUUAGGGAGAUGAUCCCAUUUGCUGUGGUGGGCAGCGACCAGGAGUACCAGGUCAAUGGCAGGAGGCUGCUGGGGAGGAAGACCAAGUGGGGAACCAUUGAAGUUGAGAACAUAGCCCAUUGUGAGUUUGCCUAUUUACGGGAUCUCCUCAUCAGGAGCCAUAUGCAGAACAUUAAGGACAUCACCAGCAGCAUCCACUAUGAAAUGUAUCGCGUGAGGCGCCUCAAUGAGAAUAACACGGUGGUGGCUCGCGCCAACGGUAUCCCAGAACAUCAUCUUGCCGCCCACGAGAUGUAGACUCCACCCGCCUCACUGCAGUUAACCUCAACUGGGUGUAAUUCAUUUGGACUUUGACCUCCAUUGACAGUCUUCCCACCACUCCAUCCAUCUCCAUCUCCAUCUCACAGGUGGGAUAGAAACUUAAAAGCCUGCCAGAGGGACUUUAUUUUCAAUGACUUUCUGCGGCUGAAUGGACUGUUCAUGUCAGUUUAUUGCCUCAUUAACAAACACUAUCCUCUCACUAUCGCUGACAAAGAGAGUGAAGAGAAGUUUGAUUCUUCGUAAUGUGCUGCAGCUUGAUUUUUUUUUACCUGCUUCCAGGUCUUACAGUUAACCUUUUGUGGUCAAACGAAACGGUGUCACGAUUGCCUUAACCAGUAACAUGUUCAAUAUCGUCCACUUAUACUUUUAAGUUUGAUGUUUUUUAACAGUGCUUAUAAGAAUCCAUGCCGUAACAGAAGCACAUUCUUCUGUCUUCUUUAUGCACACAGCUGUAUCAACAUGUGUGGUAGGUGAUGAUAUUCAUUAUUGCACCUCUUCACUACAUAGCCUGUCAUUGACAAUCAUCGUGGAAGGGGGCCGGCAGCGUCACUUAGCUCUCUCCCGGUAGAAGAAUGGUUAUCAAAUAGCACAUCAUAUGUUUGUAUCUUUUUUUUGUCACAAGCUGUGUUUUGCUAUAAUUCUUUGUUAAAUGUUCAUGUCACGUUAAAUAUGGAUGUCAGGUCCUCCAACGUCUUUUUUUUAAAUUCCCAGUUAUAGAUGUCAUUGUUUAUUAAUAGAAAUAUCUUAAGAGUGUUUUAAGAUGAAUAAGUAUUUAUGCACGAUAUAAAAAUGUGAACGUUUGUCAUCAGUUGUGGACCACUUAUUCAGAUUAUUCACACACAUGCGCUGACACGUACACACUCUCGCACACAUACUUUUCCUGCUUUUGGGCCCAUCGUAGUGCCUUAUUUAUUGGAGAAUGUUCGCUAGCAUUUGGCUGAAACUGGAAAGGGAGCAGGUGUGGUGGUGCCAAGUUGACGAGAUUUAGACAUUUUUCAAUAUUUUUCCCCUGUUUAUCUGUCUACCAUUGACCAGUCCACUUUUUCUUCUAUUUCUCAUAAUAUACCAAGGAUCUUUAUCUGUUUGAACCAUAUAUCAUUUCCUAAGCUGUCACUGUCAUGCUCUGUCAUGUAUAUUCUUCUUGUUCUGAUACAUUUUUUGUACUUGUAUUAUUGAUAAUAACAAAUUUUCCUUUUAUCUUAUUUUAAAGAAAUAAAGAUUAAAGUUGUAAAUAUA